UUGGGUGCGGCAGGGCGCCGAAGAGCUGGGCCGGCUCUCUUCUCCCAAGAUGGCUUCUCUUCUUCAGUCAGACCGCGUCUCCUACCUGGUGCGCGGCGAAAAGGAGAUCCGCAUGCCGCUUUCGCAGCUGUAUUUCUGCCGCUACUGCAGUGAGCUCCGUUCCCUCGAGUGUGUCUCGCAUGAGGUGGAUUCUCACUAUUGUCCCAGUUGUUUGGAGAAUAUGCCUUCAGCUGAAGCCAAGCUGAAAAAAAAUAGGUGUGCUAACUGUUUUGAUUGCCCUUGCUGUAUGCAUACCCUCUCUACCCGAGCAACAAGCAUUCCUGCUCCAUUGCCUGAUGAUCCUGCUAAGACUACAAUGAAAAAAGCUUAUUAUCUGGCCUGUGGAUUUUGCCGCUGGACAUCCAGGGAUGUUGGCAUGGCAGAUAAAUCAGUUGCCAGUGGAGGUUGGCAGGAACCUGAAAAUCCUUAUACACAAAAGAUUAAUAAACUGGUGGAAUAUUAUCAACAGUUGGCUCAGAAGGAGAAGAUGGAAAGAGAUCGUAAAAAAUUAGUUCGACGGCGACCAUACAUGCCACUGGCUUUUUCGCAACAUACUAUACAUGUAGUGGUAAGUUCCUUUAGCUGGUUCCUUUAGCUGGAUUCAGCUAGUCAAAUUGUCUUUAUUGCAUUUGGGUGACUAACAUGCUCAUAA
Protobothrops mucrosquamatus (brown spotted pit viper) is the source of this 691-nucleotide messenger RNA. RefSeq names its product dynactin subunit 4-like. Gene Ontology annotation, cellular component: dynactin complex. Lineage: Eukaryota; Metazoa; Chordata; Lepidosauria; Squamata; Viperidae. Bases 50 to 634 code for a protein of 194 amino acids. The transcript is spliced from 6 exons. The record is from RefSeq and is a predicted model, not a curated record.